AUGUCUACCAUGACAGUCUUUGGGUUCUUUGCAUUAUCAGGUGGUCAGUUGGUGCAGUCAUUGAGGCCAGGGGCAACAUCAAAGACCUAUCACUGUUUGUACAACACUACAGCACGAGGUAUGUCAAGUGUGGUUUUCCCUGUGCAGCUUCAAGUUUACAGCCCCUUCAACAAUUCUGUCCAUGUUGAUGAUACUGUUGCUUUUGUGGUGGCAAGGACAUAUGCACUCACCAUUUGA
Molecule: messenger RNA, 237 nt
Organism: Pisolithus orientalis
Lineage: Eukaryota; Fungi; Basidiomycota; Agaricomycetes; Boletales; Pisolithaceae
Exons: 1
Coding region: 1-237 (78 amino acids)
Source: RefSeq, a predicted model, not a curated record